Messenger RNA from Momordica charantia (bitter melon), 650 nucleotides. NCBI's taxonomy places the organism in Eukaryota, Viridiplantae, Streptophyta, Magnoliopsida, Cucurbitales, Cucurbitaceae. The record is from RefSeq and is a predicted model, not a curated record.
UUAAAAAACUAUAAAUUUAAAAUCUUCCAUUUUGCUACCUAUGGAGCCUCACUCCUCUUCUUCUUCGCCGGCGGUCAAGCCAUGGAACAGGGCCGUGGCGCCGCUGCCGCCGACUCCGCCGCAGAUUUACAAGGUGAACCCCGUCGACUUUCGGGACGUGGUCCAGAAGCUAACUGCGGCGCCCGAGUUCCAGGACCGCCGCCUCCAAGCCAUGCCUGCCCCCCGCCCCAGCCCGCCCCCCGGUUCCGCCGCUUGCACGGAUUUUUCCGGCGAGGGGGCUGUUAUUUACUAUGGGUAUCCUGGAGUUGGAUUCUCUGAAAGAUAUUAGAGGCUAUUAUUAAAUUUUAACUCCGAUUUUUUCAGAUAAUUGAGCUAUGUUCAUAUGAUAUAAUGGUUAGUUUCGAUGGUUUUAAAUAGGUCGAAAAGAAUGAGAUCGGGUCCGAUGACAUAUAUCUUGAUUGGUUUCACUAUCACUAAAGAUUGGAGGAGUCUUAUUAAAUUGGUCUCGGUCGUUUUGACCAUACUGUAAUGUAAUAUUAUUAAUAAGUUUGGUAAGCUUUGCCCAAGGUUCCUUUUUCAGAUUUUUUGUUUAACUAUGAUCAUUGAAUAUAGAUAUGAUUUUGAAGUGGGGGCGGAAUUUUAUCCUUUGU